This is a messenger RNA of Rubroshorea leprosula, 1968 nucleotides long. The record is from the annotation of a GenBank genome assembly. Lineage: Eukaryota; Viridiplantae; Streptophyta; Magnoliopsida; Malvales; Dipterocarpaceae.
AUAUUCAAAGAGUGAGUAGCUUUCAAAGAUCGAUCCUUGGCGAGUUGGAGAGAAGUUUUAUUUGGGCAGAACAUAAGCCCCACACGCCAUUCUCUCUCUUCUAUUCCAAGCAACCUUUUUCCCAGCUGUUUCUCCUCUCUCUUUCUCCGCCUCGCCUCACCGCCGGCGACCGUCUUCCUUUCUCCGUGUCCGAGAUCCACUCGCUCCGUCAACUCACUCCGAGUCCAACCGAGUCAAGAUUCCACUGGGUCUCUGUAAAUAGACUGAUUUUCCAAUCUCAUUCCUUUGUCCUCUUAUUUUUAACUUUUUUCUCGCCCGUCUCACUCAACCUUCUCGUGACUUUCAAAGUCGAGUCAAGGAUUGGUUAACUUUGCUACCCUUUUUGUAAGAUCCGUUGACGCGGUUUUUGGGCGCUGCCGGAGUUUCAAUUCAAGCGCAAAAAGCUCGUUGAGUCGAGAAUUAGGGUUGACUGAGGAGAUUUGUGCGCUCAUGAUAGGUUAACCUAGAGAUUUAGGUUUUGGGUUUCGGAAGUUUACCAUGGCGACUAAGCAUAGCUGGAGAGAUGGCAUGUCGUCCGAUAACAUCAAGGGUUUGGUAUUGGCGCUGUCGUCCAGUUUGUUUAUCGGGGCUAGUUUUAUUGUUAAGAAGAAGGGCUUGAAAAGGGCCGGGGCUUCUGGUGUCAGGGCAGGAAGUGGAGGAUAUUCUUAUUUGUUAGAGCCACUUUGGUGGGCAGGCAUGAUAACAAUGGUUGUUGGAGAAAUUGCUAAUUUUGCAGCUUAUGCAUUUGCACCUGCUAUACUUGUCACUCCUCUUGGUGCAGUCAGCAUAAUUAUCAGUGCUGUUCUUGCUCAUAUCAUUUUACGGGAGAAAUUAAAUGCUUUUGGAAUUCUUGGUUGUGUUUUGUGUGUUGUGGGCUCUACAACAAUUGUUCUGCAUGCCCCACAAGAACGUGAGAUUGCAUCUGUGAUAGAAGUUUGGGAUCUAGCUACAGAGCCAGGUUUUCUAUUUUACGCAGCUUUGGUUGUAACAGCUUCCUUUGUUCUUAUAUUCCACUUCAUACCACAAUAUGGGCAGACCCACAUAAUGAUUUACAUUGGGGUUUGUUCUCUCAUUGGCUCCCUUUCGGUCAUGAGCGUUAAAGCACUUGGAAUUGCCCUGAAAUUAACCUUCUCAGGAAUGAAUCAGCUUAUAUAUCCACAAACAUGGGCCUUUACUUUAGUUGUGAUUGCUUGUGUGCUAACCCAAAUGAAUUAUUUGAACAAGGCACUUGACACUUUUAACACGGCUGUUGUUUCUCCCAUAUACUAUGUUAUGUUUACAUCACUAACCAUCUUGGCAAGUGUAAUCAUGUUUAAGGAUUGGGAUAGGCAAAAUCCAACCCAAAUAAUAACACAGAUGUGUGGCUUUGUCACCAUCCUCUCGGGAAGUUUUCUUCUUCACAAUACUAAGGAUGGUGAUGGACUGUUUCCUUUGAGUGAGCACUGGAAACAAGGGAGCCGGAUUCCUGGUUCAACUUUAGCAACAUCUUUGCCCAUGCGCUCAUUCAAGCGUCUGGAAGAAGAUGGCUUUGAUCCUGAAGCCAUCCCUCUCAAAAGGCCGGAUUCAUCGCGGACAACUUGAUACUAUCUCCUUCACAUACUGCCCAAUUCUACGAAACUCAAUAUAGUUUUUGGGAGAUAACUUGCCAAGGUCCAUUUGUAUUUUGUCAUGCACUCCACUUGCUCCAUGCCAUUCAUUCUUUUUCUAAGCCAAAAACGUGAGAGAGUUCCCUGUCAUUCUGCUUUUGGCUUCACGAUGAGACUUGAGCUUUUAGCUCUUUGUAUACACUCUCCCCCAUUUGAUACAGAAAGCCAAUGUAAAAUUGAGCAGUGGUUACACAUGUUGUAUCAUUUGUGUUCCAUUUUGCCAAGAUUGUGGUGGAUUUCUCUCAAGGAUCAUUUGCAAAAUCAAUAGAGAAAGGGCUUUCCU